UCAGAAUCAGUGGCAGGUAUAUGGGCAAGUAAGACAAGCGAGGGGCCCCACAGGAGUAGGAAACCCCUCAGAUUUCCCUGGUUCCCUGGAUUUGUGCGGUCCAUUUCCCACUGGGUAGAGGCUUUUGGAUCUCAGUGCAGCUGGAGGAAAGCCCCCCGCUCUGCCAAAAGAGAGCAGCGGUGAUGGCUAGUGCUGAGGCCCCACUCCACCAAGAUGUUCAUGCAGAGGCCUGGACUUCUUUGUCUUUGGGGUGCAGCGUGUGAUUAAGGAGGAGGAGUCCCUGCUUUAAGGGGGAUUCUCCAGCAAUUCCCAGCCCCAUUCUCCUCCACUCUAGUGUGUAACACCUCCAUCCCACAGGAUGACGGAGCUGUGUGUGUGCGGCACAGCCGUUUCCUCUAAUUGUUGGUUCACACAAGGACAGCGUGGGAGUGUUGAGGAAAACAGAACGACAUGCGGAAAAGAAACCCUCUGGGAUAUGACUAAAAGAGAGGGGAUGUCUGCGUCUGAGAGAGGCAGUUUAUGAAUGCACGUGUGAGAUGCUGUGCUUGCAGCCUGUCUGCAUGUGCACACGAUGGUAAUCAUGGGGGCAUCAGACAAAGUGUUAUACAGCCCUUCCCAGCAGUAGAGCUGGCGCUGAGGGAACUCAAGGCGGUGGGCUCAUCUUGCCUCUCACAGCAAGCAAGCGGAGAAACCGGUUUUCCCGGCAGCCAGGAAAUGUUUCUCACCCUGGACCUGGAGACAGUACUCCCCGAACCCACCCAGGGCUGCCUCCCGGACCCACCGGGCGGAGAAGGGACCUCUGCUGCAUGUGUUUCAAGGAUCACAGGAUCUUCUCCUUCCCAGAGGCUAGCGAAGAUUAGAAGGCGAAAAAAACGCACUCGAGAUGAAAUGUUCUCUGAGCUCAUGCUGUCCUCCCACACUGACAGUGCACAGACGAAUGCGUGGAGGCAGACAAUGUCAGAGUGCAGGAAAGCACAAAAUGACAGGGAGGAGAGGUGGCGGGCUGAAGAGAGUAAGUGGAGGGCUGAAGAGAGGGCUGAAGCUGAAAGGUGGCAGCAGCAUGAUGAGAGGAGGCAGGAUUCAAUGCUGAGGCUGCUGGAGGAUCAAACUAAUAUGCUCCAGCGUAUGGUUGAGCUGCAGGAUAGGCAGCAGGAGCACAGACCCCCGCUACAGCCCCUGUGUAACCAACCGCCCUCCUCCCCAAGUUCCAUAGCCUCCUCACCCAGACGCCCAAGAAUGUGGUGGGGGGGCCUCCGGCCACCCAGCCACUCCACCCCAGAGGAUAGACCAAGCAACAGAAGGCUGGCAUUCAAUAUGUUUUAAAGUUGUAAACUUUUAAAGUGCUGUGUGGCCUUGUCCUUCCCUCCUCCACCACCCCUCCUGGGCUACCUUGGUAAUUAUCCCCCUAUUUGUGUGAUGAAUUAAUAAAGAAUGCAUGAAUG
Molecule: messenger RNA, 1442 nt
Organism: Caretta caretta (loggerhead turtle)
Lineage: Eukaryota; Metazoa; Chordata; Testudines; Cheloniidae
Source: RefSeq, a predicted model, not a curated record